Spodoptera littoralis (African cotton leafworm) is the source of this 1002-nucleotide messenger RNA. Lineage: Eukaryota; Metazoa; Arthropoda; Insecta; Lepidoptera; Noctuidae. The record is from the annotation of a GenBank genome assembly.
AUGUGGGUGCCGAACAUGCCAAUUGUGAUCGUGUCGACGGUGGCGGCCACGGCAGGAGGGCUCUGCUUGUUCAAAGACUUCUACGGCGGACCUCCUUAUGAUAAGAAUGUGAAGGCUGAGGGCAAGGUCGUCAUCGUGACGGGGGCCACCAGCGGCAUCGGCAGAGAGGCUGCCUGGGACUUCGCUAGACGAGGCGCUAAGGUGUUCAUGGCAUGUCGCAACAUGGAAACGUGCGAGGAGGUGCGACGCAACAUCGUGCUGGAGUCCAGCAACAAGUUCGUGUACUGCCGGCCCUGUGACAUGGCCAGCACUGAGUCCAUCAGGAAGUUCGUUGAACGGUUCAAGUCCGAGGAGCCCCAGUUACACGUGUUGGUGAACAACGCGGGCGUGAUGGAGCCGCCGGCCAGCGUGACACGGGACGGCUUCGAGACACAGUUCGGAGUCAACCAUCUCGGACACUUCCUGCUCACCAACCUCCUACUGGACACACUCAAGGAGUCAGCUCCAAGCCGAGUGAUCACAGUGACAGGCAGUGUACACCAACGCGGACAGAUCAACAAGGAUGAUCUCAACUUCGCAAAGAAGUACGACGCGCCGGCUGCGUACGCGCAGAGCAAGCUCGCCAACCUACUGUUUGUUAGAGAACUUGGCAGGAGGCUGUUGGGUACAGGAGUGUCAGUAGUGGCGGUGGACCCAGGCCUGACAGACACCAACAUAACCCGCCACAUGUCGGUGAUGAAGAGCGUCUCCCGCUUCAUAGUGUACCCAAUGUUCUGGCCCUUUAUGAAGUCCUCCAAGAUCGGCAGUCAGGUCAUCGUCCACGCCGCCCUAGAUCCAGCGCUCAGUGACUGUUCAGGGGAUUAUUAUGUUGACAUGAAGAAGAAGGAGCCUUCAAAGCUGGCGCAAGACUACGAGCUGGCGAGCUGGUUGUGGAAGGUGAGCGAAAAGUGGACCAAACUCGACCAACACAAAGCUGCGCUUGCGCAAGCCAAAGCUGCGUGA